AUGACGGCUCGGGAUGAGGCAUUCUACCGCCGGGCUGUGAAGCUCCUGAGCUUUGGAUUCUUCGGGGUCUUUGGCGGCUUCCAGGCGGCGCAGGGCUUGCAGUCCUCUCUGAAUGCGGAGCUGGGCGAGUUGAACUUGGCAUGCUUGUACGGGACUUUCACGAUCCUGUGUCUGGUGGUUCCACCGGUCCUUUCUCGUUUGGAGAGAUGGCUUGGAGGCAUGCAGUGGCUGCUGGCAUUGUGCUCUGCAGCCUAUGCUGCAAUGGCACUUUCCAAUGCCAUGAAGGUGCCAGCAGAACCUUCACCUCUUUGGGCAGUGCCGAUCUGCUUCAACGUCUUGGUCGGAGUCGCCGCGCCGCUGCUCUGGACGAGCCAAAACACCUACAUCAGCCGCUGUGCCUUCCAGGCAGCAACAUUGUCAGGAGAAGCACCAGGCAUGGUGACAACUCGCUACAACAGCCUCUUCUUCUCAAUUUACCAGUUUGCUGGCAUGUUCGGCAAUAUCCUGGCUUCUCUCAUCUUGAUGGCACUGGGCACCAUCAACUGGGCAAAGGACAUUCUGUUUUUGGCUCUGGCUCUCUGUUGCGUGAUGGGCGCUUCUGUUUUUCUGACAAUGCCGACGGUGAGUCAUGACGAAGAGAAUAUUGGCGACGAGGAGAAGCUUCCCAGAAUUGCUGAUACGAGUCGACUUGCAUUCACAGAUGCCAAAGUUGGCUUGAUGAUCCCUUUCAUGAUGACGAACGGAAUGUCUUUAGCAUUUUUUCUUGGCGACUUCCAGACCGAUGUGACUUGUCCCGUUGCUGGACCUGCUUAUACUGGAUUCGUCAUAGCUGUCUUCUUUGGUGUAAAUGCUCUUUCCUCCGCAUUUUGGGGCUUCGUUGUGACCAGCAAGUGGCUCUCGCGCCGCACCGUCUACAUAGCCGCUACUCUGUUCGUGGCCAGUUUUUUGCUUAUGAAGCAACUCUGGACAGUGCCGCAGAACUUUCACUUGCACGCAGGGAGUACGACCUGGCAAGCAGACGCCACGCCAGAUUGGAAAGCCGUGUUGAUGGUUUUUGCCAUGGCUGGUGUAUUCGCGUGUGGCGACUCAUUCUGCGAAGCAGGGCCUGCAAUGACUCUACAGACCUACUACGUCAGUUCAGACAAGGUUGUCGCGGCCAUGGCCAACUACAAGCUCUGGCAAAGCCUUGGUUUUGCGACGCAGUUCUUCAUUGCCAUGCCCCUCAAGUCUUAUCCUGCUGUUCGAGGAGCAAUUUUGCUUUCUCUCUCGGUGCUGUCGUUGGCUUGCAUCCUGCUCCUGGACCGAUUCAUAGCUCCUGUGGAUGGCUUGGAUGACUGUGAACGACGUGCGCUUUCGGCAGGAUGA
Molecule: messenger RNA, 1365 nt
Organism: Symbiodinium natans
Lineage: Eukaryota; Dinophyceae; Suessiales; Symbiodiniaceae
Source: the annotation of a GenBank genome assembly